Molecule: messenger RNA, 1077 nt
Organism: Gadus morhua (Atlantic cod)
Lineage: Eukaryota; Metazoa; Chordata; Actinopteri; Gadiformes; Gadidae
Product: myosin light chain 4
Exons: 1
Coding region: 166-777 (203 amino acids)
Cellular component (GO): myosin II complex
Molecular function (GO): calcium ion binding
Source: RefSeq, a predicted model, not a curated record
ACCAUCCCUAGACUCUCAUAUAAAAGCACGGGACCAGGCCAAGGCCUCUCCGUGCUCUGGAAUCAGCUCUCCUCAUACCUCCUCCCGAAACCCUUCGAACGCCUCUCCUCCUCCACCCGGUAACUUCAUCAGCCUCCCUUCCCCCCCUCCUCCUCCUCGGUCGUCAUGGCACCCAAGAAAGCGGAACCGAAGAAGUUCGAGCCCAAGAAGCCCGAGCCCAAGGCGGCAGCGGCGCCGCCCGCACCCAAGGCGGCUCCGGCGCCGGAGCCUGAGCCGGAGCCCCCAAAGGAGCCCGACUUUGACCCCAAGAGCAUCACGCUGGAGUUCAGCGGCGACCAGAUCGAGGAGUUCAAGGAGGCCUUCACCCUGUUCGACCGCACGCCUAAAGGCGAGAUGAAGAUCACGUACGCCCAGUGCGGCGACGUCAUGCGCGCCCUGGGCCAGAACCCAACCAACGCCGACGUGCUCAAGGUGCUGGGCAAGCCGCGGCCCGAGGAGAUGAGCAGCAAGCUGGUGGACUUUGAGACCUUCCUGCCCAUGCUGCAGCACAUCUCCCGCUCCAAGGACCAGGGCAACUUUGAGGACUUUGUUGAGGGCCUGCGGGUGUUCGACAAGGAGGGCAACGGCACCAUCAUGGGGGCGGAGCUGAGGCACGUGUUGGCCACGCUGGGCGAGCGCAUGACGGAGGACGAGGUGGACCGGCUGAUGGCGGGACAGGAAGACGCCAACGGGUGCAUCAACUACGCCUCCUUCGUCAAGCACAUUCUCUCCGGGUGAGGCCCGUUAAGGGGGAGAGAGGGGGGAGACACCCAUUAGGACUGUGAUGGAAAGAAAGAAAAGCUCCUCUAUUCUGGAUCAUUGUUUUUUGCUCUUUUUUCGAUGUUUUGUUGUUUAGGAAGGUGAGCGUUUUUUUCCAACAUUGGCCGAUAUGCUUUCCACUACAAAAUGGCUUGUCCCCAAAGAGAAAUGAUAAAAAUGUUAAAAAAAACGAUGUGUACACAGAGAGACAGCCAAUACAAUGAAAUGCUGCGGAGAUGACAGAAGUCGAUAUGACCUGAAUAAACAAUGUGUAAUUAC